CAAAUUCGACUCCUUACCCUCUUCCCGGGAGUUAAUGGUGAUAACGGUGACUCGCCAAUUCGUUGUAUUCUCAAACCCGUCCAUCUCGAUGACGCGCAUCCACCAUGUUACACAGCCUUGUCCUACACAUGGGGUGACAACAGCAAUAAAGUCACGAUAGAAGUCAAUGGGACAGAAUUUGAAGUAACAAGAAAUCUCCAUUUGGCCCUAAAGCACUUUCGGAAUACUCAGGAUCCUAUCCCUACUCUUUGGGUUGAUGCAAUUUGUAUAAACCAGAAGCACGAUAACGAGAAGGAAGCCCAAGUUCAGUUCAUGCAGAGUAUUUUCUCUGGCGCGCAAGAAACUUGGGGCUGGCUUGGCCCCGAAGUAGAUAAGAGCAACAAUGCUGUUGAUCUAAUCAAUGUUUUGUCACGAGCACAAUGGGGAUCACUGAAAUCCCCGGGGAUCGAAGAUAAGCUCGCUGCUUUAGAUCAUCUCUUGACUAGAGAUUACUGGUACCGUGUUUGGAUUGUGCAGGAAAUCGUCUUGUCGAAAAAA
This is a messenger RNA of Hyaloscypha bicolor E, 537 nucleotides long. RefSeq lists its product as uncharacterized. The transcript is spliced from 2 exons. Lineage: Eukaryota; Fungi; Ascomycota; Leotiomycetes; Helotiales; Hyaloscyphaceae. The annotation marks the transcript as partial. The record is from RefSeq and is a predicted model, not a curated record.